Molecule: messenger RNA, 2277 nt
Organism: Penicillium macrosclerotiorum
Lineage: Eukaryota; Fungi; Ascomycota; Eurotiomycetes; Eurotiales; Aspergillaceae
Gene: cog6
Product: Golgi transport complex subunit COG6
Exons: 2
Coding region: 1-2277 (758 amino acids)
Biological process (GO): intra-Golgi vesicle-mediated transport
Cellular component (GO): COG complex
Source: RefSeq, a predicted model, not a curated record
AUGACCAGUUAUUUCCCUGCCGUUGCCAGCAAUGGCUCGUCGCCGGCCUCUUCGCCGCUCUCUCCUCCGGCAUCACAGCGCUCCACCGCACUAUCCAAUCGCCUGACCUCCGUGCUGUCGGCAUCCUAUGCCGAUUCCGAUAUCCGCGAUGCUCUCGAAACCCUGAGUAUAAGAGGCAUUCACAAUACUGCCGAAACACGUAGGCAACUGCGCUUGGAUGUACAGAAGGAAGUUGUUGAUUCCAAUGCGGAGAUCGUGCGCGACUUUGGAAAAGUUGCGGAGCAACUCCAAAGGAUCGGAAGCGUGAUUUCAACCCUCAACCAGACAUGCGAUGAAAUGCGCAGGCAUAUUGGCCAGGCGAAGCAAGAUACUACGCCUGUGUUGGAGGAGGCUACCGCAUUGAUGACACAAAAGAAAGACACGGAGACAAAACAAAGGCUACUUGAUGCAUUCUCGAAACAUUUCCUUGUGCCCGAGGAAGAUUUGAUGUCUCUUACUGCAGCCGAAGAACCCAUCAAUGAGCGAUUUUUCGACAUUCUCGCGCGCGUCAAACAAGUGCACCAUGACUGCGAACAUCUUCUUGGCGGCGAAAACCAACGCUUGGGCUUAGAGGUCAUGGAACUAUGCACUCGUAACCUCAACUCUGCAUACCAGAAACUGUACCGGUGGAUUCAGAAGGAGUUCCAGUCCUUGAAUCUCGAGGAUCCCCGAAUCAGCAGUUCAAUUCGUCGUGCUCUACGGGUGCUAGCGGAACGUCCAAGUUUGUUCCACAGCUGUUUGGAUUUCUUCGCAGAGGCCCGCGACUAUGUUCUCUCCGAUGCAUUCCAUUAUGCAUUGACAGAUGCUAUAUCUGGCUCGAGCGGGGCCGCUACUGGCGGCGAUCGUACCGUUAAACCGAUAGAAUUUUCGGCUCAUGACCCGCUCCGAUAUAUUGGCGACAUGCUUGCAUGGGUGCAUUCAACGACUGUAUCAGAAAGAGAGGCUCUUGAGGCACUAUUCGUUGCUGAUGGCGAGGAACUUGCACGAGGAAUCCAGGCUGGACUUAACAGUGAGCCGUGGUCUCGAAUUGACGAGGAAGAAGAAGUUGCUUUCGAUGGCCGAAAGGCUCUCAGCGACCUUGUCAACCGUGACCUUACGGGCGUUUCUCGAUCGCUUCGACAAAGAGUAGAGCUGAUAAUCCAAGGGCAUGAUGAUCCUAUCACCUGCUAUAAAGUGGUUAACCUCCUCUCUUUCUAUCGCACAACUUUUACUAAGCUGGUGGGCUCACAAUCAAGCUUGGUCGAUCUGAUGCAAACCCUCGGAAAAUUUACUUUGGGCCAAUUCGAGACUUUGAUGCGUGACCAAGCAAGUACGCUUUCAAGUGACCAUCUGGCUCUUGCCCCACCGGAAGAUUUGUCACCUCCAGAGUUCCUCCUGGAUUCUUUGGAAGGUUUGGUAUCACUUAUGAAAACCUAUGAUGGCUCCGUUGGAGCAGAGAACCCAAGUUGUGACUCGAAUGGCGACAAUCCAUUCACUCCGGUCAUGCGUGCCGCGUUCGAUCCCUUUUUGACUCUGGCUCGAUCCUCCUCAGAUGAACUCGAGGAUACCACGGCGCAAGCUAUAUAUAGAACCAAUAUUCUCCUAGCAGCCCGUGCCACCGUCGUGCCGUUCUCUUUCGCCAAUGCCACUCACAACGCUCCUCUAUCCAUGGCCUUGUCUACGCUUCAAACAAAUCUUCUUGAUAUCCAACACCAGUUUUUGCUUGAAAGCUCCGGAUUGGAGGUUCUCCUGGAUGCUUUGGAACCAUUCUCGAAGACAAACAAGGAGAAUGGGUCUGAAGCUGAAACAGAGAACGGAAAGGCUGAAACUGCAGAACAACAAAAGCGUUCGCUUGCAGACUUGGCAACUCUUCCCGCCUUUCAACCCAAAUCACUGAUCACAUCCAGUCAGAAACUGGAUGAUUUCCUUCCAUCUGCUCUUAUGGACGCAACCGACAAUUUGAAGCGUGUACAGAGCGCAUCCCUUGUUCAAAGUGUUACCGAGGAUGCAGUUGAAGCAUUCUGUCGAGACUUUGAAUUUGUCGAGGGGAUGAUCAUCGCCGCCGACGAGGCAAGAGGCGUGACCCAGAUUAGCCUAGCAAGCGGUGGUAGUGUUAUUAGUGGCCGAAGUGGGAGAUCGACACAAAGGCCAGAGACUGGUGCGAAGGAUGGGGAUGAAGGGGACAGCAAAGAGGAGCAGUGGAGCUUGCGUUCGCUAUUCCCUCGAACCACUGGGGAGAUUCGUGUCUUGUUGAGCUGA